AUGGGGUCAAACACACUUGGGAAGGCUGCAACAUUAGAUGAGCUUUUGAAUGCUUGUAUUGAAAUGUUUGAUGACAAAGGAAAUCGAUGCUCCAACCAUUUGCCAAGAACCUUUCUUUUAAUGCAUCGGUGGUAUCUGCCUUCCACAGAGCUGGCUGGCAAGCUUCUGUCCGCAUAUAGAGAUGCCAAUGGGGAGAACUGCAAUGAAAUCAGAUUAAAAAUCUUCUAUUUCAUGAGAUACUGGAUUUUGGAAUUUCCUGCAGAGUUUAACUUGGAUCUUGGACUGAUUCGUUUGACUGAAGAGUUUCGAGAACUAGCCAGCCAGCUCGGCUAUGAGGAUCACAUCCAUCUCAUUGAUAUCUCCAGCAUUCCUUCGUAUGACUGGAUGAGAAGAGUUACACAGAGGAAGAAGAUUUCCAAGAAAGGCAAAGCCUGCCUGCUGUUCGACCAUCUGGAGCCCAUUGAGCUAGCUGAACAUCUCACUUUUCUGGAGCAUAAAUCUUUUAGGAGAAUUUCUUUCACAGACUACCAAAGCUAUGUGAUCCAUGGCUGCUUGGAGAACAACCCUACUUUGGAGAGAUCUAUUGCUUUAUUUAAUGGUAUCUCCAAAUGGGUCCAGCUCAUGGUUCUCAGCAAACCAACACCCCAGCAAAGGGCAGAAGUAAUCACAAAGUUUAUCAAUGUUGCACAGAAGCUCCUUCAUCUCCAGAAUUUCAACACACUGAUGGCAGUUGUGGGAGGUCUAAGCCACAGCUCUAUUUCUCGCCUGAAAGAAACUCAUUCUCAUCUGUCUUCAGAAGUCACAAAGGACUGGAACGAAAUGACAGAGCUGGUCUCUUCCAAUGGAAACUACUGCAACUACCGCAAGGCUUUUGCUGACUCUGUUGGCUUCAAAAUUCCUAUUUUAGGAGUUCAUUUGAAAGACUUGAUUGCUGUCCAUGUCAUUUUUCCUGACUGGAUAGAUGAGAACAAAGUUAACAUAGUGAAAAUGCAGCAGCUUUCCAUCACCUUGAGUGAACUGGUUUCCCUGCAAACUGCUUCUCAUCAUUUAGAACCUAAUAUGGAUUUAAUUAACCUGCUAACUCUGUCCCUGGACCUCUAUCACACCGAGGAUGACAUCUACAAGCUCUCACUGGUGCUGGAACCAAGGAACUCCAAAUCUCAGCCUACCUCCCCGACGACCCCUAACAAGCCAGUAGUGCCACUGGAGUGGGCAUCUGCAGUGGUACCAAAACCUGACCCUACAGUCAUUAACAAGCACAUACGAAAGCUGGUGGACUCUGUCUUUAGGAACUACGAUCAUGACCACGACGGCUAUAUUUCUCAGGAAGACUUCGAAAGUAUAGCUGCCAACUUCCCCUUUCUGGACUCUUUCUGUGUGCUGGACAAAGACCAAGAUGGUCUUAUAAGCAAAGAAGAAAUGAUGGCUUACUUUCUGAGAGCUAAAUCACAGUUCCAGUGUAAAAUGGGACCAGGGUUUAUUCAUAACUUUCAGGAGAUGACCUAUCUUAAACCAACUUUCUGUGAGCACUGUGCAGGAUUUCUCUGGGGUAUAAUCAAACAAGGCUACAAAUGCAAAGAUUGCGGUGCCAACUGUCAUAAGCAAUGCAGAGACCUGCUUGUGCUGGCCUGCAGGAAAUUUUCCAGAGGAACCUCAGUAGGCAGCAACCAUGGCUCUCUGCCGAGCAGUCCGUCUCUGCCUCCAGUCCAAGAUGAAGUAUUUGAAUUUCCCAGUGUUGCUGCAGAACACCAGGACCUGGAUGGCAGAGCUAUCACCCUUGUCACUGGCUCUUCUCGGAAAAUUUCGGUGCGGCUGCAGAGGGCGACCACCAGCCAAGCAACGCAGACAGAACCGCUGUGGCAUGAGCCAGGCUGGAAUGAUUCAGGUUCCCAUACUUUCCCCAAAAUGAAGUCCAAGUUCCAUGGCAAAGCUGGGAAGAACAAAGGCUUUGCAAAGUGGGAGAAUGAAAAGCCCAACGUGCAGGCUGAUAUAGAGCUAGAAGCCGAGGCCCCACAACACAUACAGGAUCACAACGGAAUAGAAACCCUCCCAGAAAGACAAGAAUCUGAGGAUAGCUGAUUGCUCACCCUGUAGCACGGAAAAAUGAAGAUGACAACUGUCAUAC
Messenger RNA from Balearica regulorum gibbericeps (East African grey crowned-crane), 2125 nucleotides. The record is from RefSeq and is a predicted model, not a curated record. Lineage: Eukaryota; Metazoa; Chordata; Aves; Gruiformes; Gruidae.